This is a messenger RNA of Polyodon spathula (Mississippi paddlefish), 2395 nucleotides long. RefSeq names its product ankyrin repeat and MYND domain-containing protein 2-like. Gene Ontology annotation, molecular function: protein binding. The coding region runs from base 130 to 1470 and encodes 446 amino acids. The record is from RefSeq and is a predicted model, not a curated record. The transcript is spliced from 10 exons. NCBI's taxonomy places the organism in Eukaryota, Metazoa, Chordata, Actinopteri, Acipenseriformes, Polyodontidae.
GCUGCUGUUGCUUGUGAGCUGAUGGGACACGGGGAAGUUGCCUUGUUUUAGAAACACGUUAGAUUUUUGUAUACAGUAUAUAACAAUUUUAUGAAUAGUUCUUCAAGUAAUAUUUAAAAUCAUAAAAUUAUGGCUCCUCCGAAAAAAGGAGAUCUUACCGAUGAAGAGAGAGAGUUAUUAAACGCUAUUACAACAGGAAAUGUGCAGGAGGCUUCAAGAGUGCUGGGAUGUAAAGGUGUCCGUGUCAAUUGUUUGGAUGAGCAUGGGAUGACUCCACUGAUGUUUGCCGCCUACAAAGGGAAAGAGGACAUGUGCAAAUUGUUACUACAACAUGGAGCUGAUGUAAACUGCAAUGAGCAUGACCAUGGAUACACUGCCCUUAUGUUUGCAGGGUUUUCAGGUAAUAAAAACAUAACUUGCAUGAUGCUGGAGGCUGGAGCUGAACCAAAUGUAGUGAACUCUGUUGGACGGACAGCUGCGCAGAUGGCUGCCUUUGUAGGUCAGCAUGACUGUGUGACAGUUAUCAACAAUUUCUUUCCCCGAGAAAGACUGGAUUAUUAUACAAAACCCCAAGGCCUUGAUAAAGAGGCAAAGCUUCCCCCCAAGCUUGCUGGACCCUUGCAUAAAGUCAUCAUGACAGCUAACCUGCACCCUGUAAAGAUUGUAAUGAUGGUGAGAGAGAGCGCUCUGCUGGCUGAUGUGGCUGCCCUGGGGAAAUGCUAUAGAGUCCUGGACCUGAUCUGUGAGAAGUGCAUUAAACAGAGGGACAUGAAUGAGGUGCUGGCCAUGAAAAUGCACUACAUCAGCUUCAUUCUACAGAAGUGUAUUACUUUCCUAAAGGAGCGUGAGGAUAAGCUUGAUGGCCUUAUUAAAAGUUUGUUAAAAGGAAGAGACACAGAUGGUUUUCCUUCUUACCAGGAGAAGUUCAUCAGAGAGUGCAUUAGGAAGUUUCCUUACUGCGACGCCACCCUUCUGCAGCAGUUAGUUAGGAGCGUUGCUCCUGUAGAGAUUGGCAAUGAUCCCACCGCUCUCUCUGUGCUCACCCAAGCCAUCACCGGCCAGGUUGGUUUUAGUGAUGCUGAAUUUUGUACGGCUUGUGGCGAGAAGGGAGCUGAUAAAAGGUGUUCUGUCUGCAAAAUGGUGAUAUAUUGUGCACAAGAUUGUCAGAAGCAACACUGGUUCACACACAAAAAAGUCUGCAUGAAACUACAAGAUCAGAGAGAAAAGCAUGAAGCAGAAUCUGCUAAACAGAAAAUAAAACAAAAAAACAAACAACAAAGCAAAGGUGAAUCUAAGGAAGCAAUAGAAGACACUUCAAUUUCUCAGGAAGAACCCAGUGAUGGCCAUAAUGUUGAAACGAAAACACAAAGUGGAGAACCUAUAGCUAUAAGCGUUUCAGAGAGUGGGAUAAGUACAGCAGCUUCUGAAACUAAACAGACUUCUCUGAGUGAUGUUGUCCUCACAGGCUAAAGUAUGACCAAUACGCUGUACUUCUGAUAAUGAAACUCCUGUAUUUGAGCAACAUUUAGAACCAUUGAAAAUUACCAUAAAAAGGGGACAACAAUAUGUGUUAUUAUACACUUUGCCUUAGGACUAUUUGUUUAGAAAUUGUAAUUUUAAUUCAUGCGAAAACAAAACACACACACACACACAACAUAGGCUUCUUCGUUACAUCAUUUGGUCUCUUAAGCCAUACUGAUCACUGUUACAGAAAACAACGUGUGUUGUGCUUUCCCCUGGUUGUUUAAUAAACCUCUGUGGAAGACGCAUUCCUUGCUUCAUUUUGUAACCCUAUUUAAACUACUGCAUAAUAUAAUUAAGCAAAAACAAGGUCAGUGCGUGAUGCCAGAAUUAAAUGAAAUCAACAAUGACACAUGAAGUAAUAUUUGUAAUGACAUUUUCUCAUUAUGUUUUGAUCAUUUUAAGUUUGUCAUAAUUAUAAAAUGUACUCAAGGGAAGUAGAACAAGUCCAUAUGAGAAAGCUAUAUUUUGACUAAGUGACCUUAAGUGAGCACAAAGUGUUUGUAACUCAUACCAAUACCAUGUUUCACGUGUCACAAAGGUCAUUAUUAACAUCACCAAAUAUAUGUGUAUGUAUUACUUUAGAAAUUGAAAUUUCUGAAUUACGUAUUUGCAUUAGUCACUUCAUUAUUUAAAAUAUGAAAUGUAUUUUUUCUCAAAUAAAAUGUUGGUGUUAAAAGUUGAUGUUUGAAUUUAUACUUGUUGAGUAUAACUAUUCAGAGUUUUUCAUUAAUUACAAAUAAUAUACAGUAGUAUGCAGGGCUAUACAUUUAGAUUUUUAACUACUGGCCCGUUGGGCCACUGAGGCAGUCUUUUUCCUAACCCGGAUACAAUUUUCUGGUGCAGUAUAUACAAUUCUAGUCAAAAGUUUACA